AUGAUAUAUAAAAGAACGCUCACAAAAGUGAUAACAGCAGUUUGGAAAACAGAAAACUUCGAAGCUUUUGUUGUAUUACACCAGGGGUCAGCAUUAAGCCCAUUUUUGUUUGUGCUGGCCAUGGAUGUGUUGAGUGAAGCGAUCAGGUAUAAAGAGCUGUGGGAAUUGUUGUAUGCAGAUGAUCUGGUGAUUACUUCUGAAAAUGGGGAGGACAUACAAAGAAGGGUUGGAGAUUGGCACGAGUCUUUAGAGAGGGGUGGCUUAAAGGUGAAUGUAAAUAAAACAGGUUUUGCUGAGCAGUUUAAAGACUUAGGAUCUAGUUUAGGCCAAGAGGGAAGAUGUGAGGCUGAAGUUGACAGUAGGAUAAAAGCUGCAUGGGGGAAGUGGAGAAAAGUAGCUGGAGUGGUAUGUGAUAAGAAAAUGUCAAUCAAGCUAAAUGUCCUGAGAUAUAACACAGUGAUCAGACCAGUGUUAUUGUAUGGAGCAGAAACAUGGGCUCUAAGAAGAAAAGAGGAAGUAAAGAUUGAGAAAACAGAGAUGAGAAUGCUUGGAUGGAUUAUGAGAAUAUUGCUGCUUGAGAGAUUGGAAAGUGAUGAAAUAAGAAAGGGAGAGGAGAAGGGGAUGGGAAGAUGGAAAUGGAGGGGAGAAGGGGGAGGAGGAAGGAAGUUGAGAUGA
Macrobrachium nipponense is the source of this 675-nucleotide messenger RNA. RefSeq lists its product as uncharacterized. The transcript has a single exon. NCBI's taxonomy places the organism in Eukaryota, Metazoa, Arthropoda, Malacostraca, Decapoda, Palaemonidae. The record is from RefSeq and is a predicted model, not a curated record. The coding region runs from base 1 to 675 and encodes 224 amino acids.